GGUUAAUUUGACUACCAAUUUAGAUAUUUUACCUGGCAGUCAUCGCUGCUUUUCCCUUCUUCACAGAAACUCACAGGAGCCAAACCCGGAAGGUAGAAGCAGUAGCAACAGUGAAAUACUACUGUCCAGUUUCAGUGCUCAGAACUGUGGACUUCAUUUCCCGUCGGCACCAUCGUUCAUUCCUUGCCUUUUGAACAAACUACCCUACUGUACAGUCGUCACUGUCGAGUGGUUUUUAAGAAUUUUAUACAGACGAAAUCAUGGCAGAGGCAGACCGUCCAGGAAAACUCUUCAUUGGUGGCCUGAACACUGAAACGAAUGAGAAAGCCCUUGAACAGUAUUUCGGGAAGUAUGGCAGAAUUGUAGAAGUGCUGUUGAUGAAAGACCGAGAGACGAACAAAUCAAGGGGGUUUGCGUUCAUAACAUUUGAGAGCCCUGCUGAUGCAAAGGAUGCAGUGAGAGAAAUGCACGGAAAGUCCCUUGAUGGCAAACCAAUCAAAGUGGAACAAGCAACAAAGCCCCAGUUUGAGUCGGGGGGGCGAAGAGGCCCUCCCAUGUACCCUGGGUCACGGGGCUCACUCAGAGGUGGUCUUCGAGGAUCCAGAGGAGCACCUGGUGGAAUGAGAGGUCCACCACCCAGAGAGCCUUUUUUCAAAGGGAUGUCACCCAGAGGCCCACCCUUGAAGAGAGGACCCCCAAUUCGGAAUGGAGGGCCCCCGCCCAAGAGACCAGCACCUUCAGGACCGAUGGGCAGGCCUCCCAUGUCCCGUGAGAGAGAUCCGUACGGACCACCUCCUCCUCGUAGAGAGAGCAUGAUGUCAAGGAGGGAUGACUACCCUUCUCCACGAGAUGACCAUUAUAGCAGUAAAGACAGUUAUUCCAGCCGGGACUACAUGAGUUCUAGGGACACCAGAGACUAUGCUCCCCCCCCCAGAGACUACGCAUACCGCGACUAUCCACACUCUAGUUCCCGUGAUGAGUAUGGUGCCAUGUCACGCAGCUACAGCGACCGGGAUGGCUACGGUGGAAGUCGGGAGCCAAGGGGCUACAUUGACCGGCCCAGCACUGGCUCUUACCGAGAUCCCUAUGACGGUUACGGUAACUCGCGCAGCACCCUGCCCUCAAGGGGCCCCCCACCAUCUUACAGUGGAAGUGGCGGAAGCAGUCGCUAUGACGACUAUGGCAGCAGUUCCCGGGAUGGGUACGGCAGCCGCGACAGUUACGCCAGCAGUCGCAGUGACCCUUACUCCAGUAGCCGCGGCGAGCGAAUGGGCAGACAGGAGCGGGGGCCCGCGCCCCCGAUCGAUAGAGGCUACCCCCCGCGCGAUUCGUACAGCAGCUCCAGCCGCGGGGCGCCCCGGGGAGGCGGACGCGGAGGCAGCCGGGUGGAUAGGGGAAUGGCCCGGAGCAGAUACUGAAACGGAGGAAGCUUAACCAAUGAGAGGAUCACAAACCGUGCAUAAGCAAUCUUCUUAACAUGGAAAUGAAGAUGGAAUGUCUAAAAGGGGAUUGAAAUCCAUGGACAAAAACAAAAAACACUGUUGCACCUUCUUUCUCCUUAAAACCGUCAAUGUUUCUAAGAAGUCAAGUGUAACGUUUUGUAUAUCUCCCCCUAAACACCUCUGCAUCAAGUACUGUAGCAGUUUUAAAUAAUAGGUGUAAUUUUGUUCUAGUGUUUCACUUGCAGCAGUUCCUUGGAAAUUACAUGCCUUUUCAUUCACUAAUAAAGUUUCAGUAAUCAACAA
Conger conger (European conger) is the source of this 1745-nucleotide messenger RNA. Its product is annotated as RNA-binding motif protein, X chromosome-like. Gene Ontology annotation, cellular component: spliceosomal complex. The record is from RefSeq and is a predicted model, not a curated record. The transcript has 10 exons. Bases 261 to 1418 code for a protein of 385 amino acids. Gene Ontology annotation, biological process: positive regulation of mRNA splicing, via spliceosome. Lineage: Eukaryota; Metazoa; Chordata; Actinopteri; Anguilliformes; Congridae. Gene Ontology annotation, molecular function: RNA binding.